Molecule: messenger RNA, 4082 nt
Organism: Gryllus bimaculatus (two-spotted cricket)
Lineage: Eukaryota; Metazoa; Arthropoda; Insecta; Orthoptera; Gryllidae
Source: the annotation of a GenBank genome assembly
AUCGUACUUCGCCAGUUUCCCAUGAUCUUUUAAUAGGUAUUUGUCAGUGAGGACGAUACAAUUAGAAAUCAAUCCUGUAGGAGUUACAGGAAAAUGUACACGUAAAAACAUACUUCUUUCGAAUAGGCAUAAUUUUUGCAUAUUAUUCUUUGUCCCCUUACUACUACGGAGACUAUCCACCAGGGCGACAAAGUCAUUAUCAUUGGAAAUUCUCCAUGUGUAAUGUGAUGUGAAAAACCUGUCUGAACAUUUCUCAUCUUGUUAUCUCAAUUGUGAGUAAAUUAUUUCAGUUAAUUAGGAGUUUUCGUUGUCGUCGUAACGCAGUCUCCUUUUUCAAGUGAGAGUUUGUGCCUUGAAGCGAUUGUUUUGAACACUUUAUGCGUUGUCAUUGUUGCGCUGUUUCACAUAUGGGGUUAAGUAAUAAAACAUAGAAAUGGCUGCCGUUGUGGACGAAGUCGGAAAAUCAGAAGAUAAAUCAGUUGAUGAUGGAAAUAUUGAGGACAUUGAUGAUGUUGAAGUAGAAGGAGGUGCCUCUGAAGCGUCGAAGAAAAAGAAAAGGAAGAAGAAGAAAAAGAAAGCCGGCGCCGGAGAAGACUCAGCUGAUGUGCCAGGGGGAGGAGAAAAUGACAAAAAAGUGGAUGAAAUAAAGGAUAAAAUAAAUGAUAUUAAACUAAAUGGAGAAGAAGAAGAGGGUGGCACUGAAGAAGGAGGAGAAGGGAAGAAAAAGAAAAGAAAACGUAAAGGAAAAGGUACUGGUGCUAAAGGAAAAACUCAGACGGAUCCUCCUAGUAUUCCCAUUGCAGAGUUAUUUAGUGAUGGAGUGUUCCCUGUUGGUCAAGAAAUGGAGUAUCCCUUGACUCGUCAGCAUAUCCAGAGAUGGGUGAAGCCAGGAAUGACAAUGAUUCAAAUUUGUGAAGAGUUGGAAAACACAGCUCGCCGUUUGAUUGGUGAAGAUGGGCUUAAAGCUGGAUUAGCUUUUCCCACUGGAUGCUCCCGCAACCACUGUGCUGCACAUUAUACACCAAACGCAGGUGAUCCAACUGUACUGGAAUAUGAUGAUGUUACGAAGAUUGAUUUUGGAACUCACAUAAAUGGUCGUAUCAUUGAUUGUGCUUUCACUCUUACAUUUAAUCCCAAGUACGAUAAAUUGAUUGAGGCUGUACGUGAUGCAACAAACACAGGAAUUAAGGCUGCUGGCAUUGAUGUUCAGUUAUGUGAUAUUGGUGCAGCGAUUCAAGAGGUAAUGGAAUCCUAUGAGAUAGAAUUGGAAGGCAAGACAUACCAAGUGAAAUCUAUUCGGAAUUUAAAUGGCCAUUCAAUAUCACCAUAUCGUAUUCAUUCAGGCAAGACAGUGCCAAUUGUAAAAGGUGGUGAAGCAACUGUAAUGGAAGAAAAUGAGAUUUAUGCCAUUGAAACUUUUGGAUCAACAGGCCGUGGUCAGGUGCAUGAUGAUAUGGAAGUGUCACAUUAUAUGAAGAAUUUUGAUAUGGGUUAUGUUCCUCUUAGGUUGCAGUCUUCUAAGAGCUUGCUGAAUGUUAUUAAUAAGAACUUCAGCACUUUGGCUUUUUGUAGGCGUUGGCUGGAUCGCAUAGGCUGUACCAAGUAUCAGAUGGCUCUCAAAGAUCUGUGCGACAAAGGCAUCGUUGAUCCUUAUCCUCCUCUGUGUGAUGUGAAAGGCUGUUACACUGCGCAAUUUGAGCAUACCAUCCUCCUUCGUCCCACAUGCAAGGAAGUUGUGAGCCGUGGAGAUGAUUAUUAAUUCCAAAAAGUGCUAUUUGAUACUUUCAAAAAAUAAAUUGUCUUUUUGGUAGAUUAGUAAACUUGUUUCAUUUUUACAGAUUUCCUUUUUGAGUCGCUUGACCUCACUAACAUGGUUCAAGGCCAAAUUAUUGUAGAUUUCUUGAAGAGACGUUUUUUGUGCCAUAUUACUGAGAUCGGUGAUCAUUGGGUGGGGUAUGAUUAACACACAAAGGAUUUAUGGACGGGUUUACUGUUUUGGGAAAUAUUGUUGGGAUAUGAUGCAAGAAUAAAAUAUGUAAUGUUUGGAAUAAGCAAAUAUUGCAAUACAAAGGAAAAUAAAUAUUUGUUUCUAUAGGUCCUGUGUUCUACGAAAACAUGAUGUACUAUUGAAACUGGUGUGCUUUAUAGAUAAUAUGCAUUUUGAAACUGUUCUAAAUUUCAUUUGUACUUAAAUUGUGUUUGAGAUGGUUACCACAUGUUGAUUUAUUAAUUUUCAAAUGUGUCAAUGUUGACUAAGUGAUAUGUACUGUCAGGCAUCGUUUGAGUGUAUUCAUUUCAGAAGAAUUGCAAUACACAGUAUUUUUUUUGUGCUAUCUGUGGUUGUUUGACAAACUUUUUUUUCCUCAUUGUUUUGUAUUGAGAGGUGCAGUGGAAGUGAGCUUCAAGGCUUUGUGAAUGUUAAGUACCUAAGUGGGAAAAAAUAUACCAGUCAUUUGUUUUGUAAAUUUAAACUCAUUGUAAUCAUAUUUUGAGCAGAAACAAAUGAAUUGCACUUCGUAAUAUAUUGUGGUUUUUCUUUGAACUGCAACCUUGCCUACUAUAAAUAUUACUAUUUAUUUUAUUACUAAGGUUUUUUCAUUUGACACUAAGUUAUUCUUUAACAUCUCUGAGGGAUGUUCAGGAGACCAUUAAUUAAUCUCUCACCCAUUUGCUGGUUUCUGCAGAUUGAGCCAGAAGGUGCAAGGACUACCAUUACAACAUAGUAAUUCAAUGUCAACAAUCUAAACUUCCUCAUUUGACUAACAACCUAUGUUUGCCUAUGUACCUACCAGUUUAAAAUUGUGAAAGAAUUUGAGCUCGUACAAACCUGCCAAGUGUCUCGAUGAAUUUGUCAUUAACUCAAGAUCUUUGGGAGGGGGGAUUGAAAAAAAUUUUACUCGUUUUACUGUUAUUGUUAAGAAAUCUCGCCCUUCAGCCAAGAUUGUUUCACUGAAGCUGUACCUGGUUCUCUAUUGUUCUUUAUUCAAUUCAUAAAUAUUUUGGGAUCCAAUAUAUUGAAAUGCAGCUAUGGAAACAUUAUUGUGUAACCAAGUAGUCUGUUAUCACAUAUGUGACUUAUUGAGCAAGAACAUUGAUAAAUUAAAACAGCAUUUGAAUUAAUUUUCAGAAUAAAAUGUGUAGGGUUAUCAGUGAUGCUUAUUGGACUGUUCAUUUCAAUUUACAGCUCAGUGUUGUAUAUAGGAUCUUUAUUUUAACUCAUAACCCGUGUUUGGGAGCAGCUUCUACAGCAGGACUUCUUGAGGUAAUUUAGCAACCAUGGAUUUUUGCAACAAGACAUAAACCUGACUGGCAAGUCAGAACAGCCGAGGGGUAGGUGAGCUUUAGGUCAUAAGCUGAAGCGACUUUUUGGUUUCCGUGCGUUUCCAAUUCAAGCCUCUUGCGAUGCAGGUAGGAAGCUCACAGGCAGAAGAUAAACCUUUUGGAUGGAGCAUAAGCGAGCCAGAAAAAUCAUACAUUUUUAUGAAUCUGCGCAGUAUUGCCUAUAAAUCAAAUCUGAUGUUGAAAAUGUUAUUAAAACUGAUUUACCAACUUGUUUCUUGUAACAUGACAAUACUUUUUAUUAACCCUUUGAGUACCAGUGGUCUUGCCCCAUAACCACUAUUUCAUUGUUUUGGUUCGGAAAUCUCAGGAGUGUUUGUGUGAAACCUCCAACGCUAAUGCAAAGUAGGGACAUCUAGAGGUACUGUGACGUACUUCCACGAAUUGAGCUCCUUGUACCGGCCGUUUAGAAAUUUGGAAAGAAAACAAAGCUGUGUUCUUGUGUCUAAUUACAGGAGUUUUGUUUUUGUAAUUAUUUUUGUAUAAUUUACUUGAAGCUAGGAUGUUUUGAGGAAACAUUGUGGAGGUAUCUGACAGUGAAUAUAAGUACACAAACUUAUUAUUACGUAAAUUUGAAUCUAUACUAGAAGUUUUUACGGGCUGCUUUAAUGCUGAAAAAAAUUCCACAGUAAAUGACGAAUGUUAAAGGCAAGUGAUUGAUCAGCAAAAACAACCUUCCUACAUAAGUGUUUAUUUAUGUUUUGAAAAUUUUGUUGUUAUUGUAAGUUAUUGAGACUACAUAA